UUAGAGACUAGGGGACUUUUUUUAUUCUUAAAAUUUUUUUUAGCAAUUUCCCAAGGCAUAUUCUUUAGACAUCACUGAUACUGGUGAGAUGCCUUAUGAACUGAGUAGGUGUGGAUUUCCCUUGUAAAUUGAGGAUGAUUAUAUGAAGUAGGUUUUGUUUUCUUCUGUUUACUUGAAAUUGAAUGGAAUCUGUUGAAGGGUUAUUGAAAUUGUUUGCAUCACAAGUAGGUAGUUUGAGCAGCAGGAUAGGGACACUCAUUAAGGAUCAAAUUUCAAUUCGCACAUAUUUGUUUUUUCUUUUUCAUUUUUUUGACUAAUUUGGUUAUUUGCCAUUUCUGGGGAUUAAACUUUAAAAAAUGUUCUUCUUUUCUGUAUCUGAUGUUCUGUGUGCUAUUAGUGAUGCAGCCAACACGAACGGUUGUCAUGUGUAACACAACUUUCGAUCACCGCGAAAACACCGUCCUGGGAAAGCGUCCAUGCUUGAUAUCGUUUGGUUCAUGAACAUUAAGUUUCCAGUACAGGUAAAAUCCCAGAGGAAUCCAAAGCCCUCUCUUUAUUGGCUCCUGCUCCAACCAUGACAAGUCUGAUGCCUGGUGCAGGAUUGCUUCCUAUACCAACCCCAAAUCCUUUGACUACACUUGGAGUUUCACUUAGCAGUUUGGGAGCUAUACCAGCAGCAGCGCUAGAUCCCAACAUUGCAACACUUGGAGAGAUACCACAACCACCACUAAUGGGAAAUGUAGAUCCUUCCAAAAUUGAUGAAAUUAGGAGAACAGUCUAUGUUGGAAAUUUGAAUUCCCAGACAACGACAGCUGAUCAACUACUUGAAUUUUUUAAACAAGUUGGAGAAGUGAAGUUUGUGCGGAUGGCAGGUGAUGAGACUCAGCCAACUCGGUUUGCUUUUGUGGAAUUUGCAGACCAAAAUUCUGUACCAAGGGCCCUUGCUUUUAAUGGAGUUAUGUUUGGAGACAGGCCACUGAAAAUAAAUCACUCCAACAAUGCAAUAGUAAAACCCCCUGAGAUGACACCUCAGGCUGCAGCUAAAGAAUUAGAAGAAGUAAUGAAGCGAGUACGGGAGGCUCAAUCAUUUAUCUCAGCAGCCAUUGAACCAGAGUCUGGAAAGAGCAGUGAAAGAAAAGGCGGUCGAUCUCGUUCCCACACUCGCUCAAAGUCCAGGUCUAGCUCAAAAUCCCAUUCUAGAAGGAAAAGAUCACAGUCAAAACACAGGAGUAGAUCCCAUAACAGAUCACGUUCAAGACAGAAGGAUAGACGUAGAUCUAAGAGCCCACAUAAAAAACGCUCUAAAUCAAGGGAGAGACGGAAAUCAAGGAGUCGUUCACGUUCACGGGACAAGAGAAAAGAUACUCGGGAAAAGAUGAAGGAAAAGGAAAGAGUUAAAGAGAAAGAUAGAGAAAAGGAAAGGGAAAAAGAGAGAGAGAGGGAAAAGGAACGUGAAAAAGAAAAGGAACGGGGGAAAAACAAAGACCGGGACAAAGAACGAGAAAAAGAACGGGAAAAGGACAAGGAAAAGGACAGAGACAAGGAGCGGGAAAAAGAGCAUGAAAAGGAACGAGACAAAGAGAAGGAAAAGGAACAGGACAAAGAAAAGGAACGAGAAAAGGACAGAUCCAAAGAGAUAGAUGAAAAAAGGAAGAAGGAUAAAAAGUCCAGAACACCACCCAGAAGUUACAAUGCAUCAAGAAGAUCUCGUAGUUCCAGCAGGGGGGAUAGGCGCAGGAGGAGAAGCAGGAGUUCUUCCAGGUCACCGAGAACAUCAAAAGCCAUAAAAAGGAAAUCUUCCAGGUCUCCAUCCCCUAGAAGCAGAAAUAAGAAGGAUAAAAAGAGAGAAAAAGAAAGGGACCACAUGAAUGAAAGACGAGAAAGAGAGCGUCCAACCUCUACAAGAAAGAGUUCUAAUGAUAGAGAUGGGAAGGAGAAGCUGGAGAAGAACAGUACUUCAGUUAAAGAGAAGGAGCACAGUAAAGAACCAGAUUCAAGUGUGGGUAAGGAAGUAGAUGAUAAGGAUACACCAAGGACCGAAGAAAAUAAAGUACAGCAAAAUGGAAAUUGUCAGCCAAAUGAAGAAAACCUCUCUACCAAAACAGAAGCUGUAUAGGACCAACCAGUGCAACUCUACGCUCAAUGCUGGAAUGAAAUCCAAAGCUUUUAAUUCUCUCAACAAGAUGUAAACAGGGAAGAAAUCUAGUUGAGCAUAAAGAUAGGUACACCAUUUGUCAGGUGAUGUCAUGGACAUCUUGUUACUGAGUAAGGAGAUAAAGCACGGACAUUGUGAAAGUACCACAGAUUACCCAAACUCUUCAUUUCUGAAAUCUGUGUAUUUCCAUGAUGGCUGACACACUUGUCAUGUGGUUUGUUAGUGUUUGCCAAGAACCAUUGCAAAUAAAUUGACCAUCAGUCAUCCAAAUUUGUACUAUCCCUAAAGACUGGAGAUAAGCAUUGGUGGCUCUUUAAAAAAAUGCUAGUUACUUAAUUUUGUAUUGUUUUACUUUUUUAAAAGAAAAAUGUCAGUAUAUACAAUUUGAUGAUGUGCUUGAAAUUGGUGCAAAUAUAUACACACAAUUGUAAGUGCAAAGUAUGUAAGAAGUUUUAACAUUUACUUCACAGGAUUUAAAGUAAUUGUG
Messenger RNA from Fukomys damarensis (Damara mole-rat), 2642 nucleotides. RefSeq names its product splicing regulatory glutamic acid and lysine rich protein 1 (gene Srek1). Bases 575 to 2116 code for a protein of 513 amino acids. The record is from RefSeq and is a predicted model, not a curated record. Gene Ontology annotation, molecular function: RNA binding. NCBI's taxonomy places the organism in Eukaryota, Metazoa, Chordata, Mammalia, Rodentia, Bathyergidae. Gene Ontology annotation, cellular component: nucleoplasm. The transcript has 13 exons.